Achroia grisella is the source of this 1931-nucleotide messenger RNA. RefSeq names its product probable ATP-dependent RNA helicase DDX20. The transcript is spliced from 4 exons. Gene Ontology annotation, molecular function: RNA helicase activity; ATP binding; nucleic acid binding. The record is from RefSeq and is a predicted model, not a curated record. NCBI's taxonomy places the organism in Eukaryota, Metazoa, Arthropoda, Insecta, Lepidoptera, Pyralidae. Bases 33 to 1931 code for a protein of 632 amino acids.
UUUAUUGUUUUUAAAAAUUUAAUACCUUAGCCAUGGUGUUAGCGCAUGAUAUUACUGUAGGUGAAAGGACUCAAGAUAUUCAGAUUUCUCAAGAUAUAACAUUUGACACGAUGCUGCUUAAAUCAAAUACUCUUCGAGGUUUAAACAGUGCCGGUUUUCAAAAACCUUCACCCAUUCAAUUGCAUGGUAUUCCUAUGGGAAAAUGUGGUUUUGAUCUUUUAUUAGAAGCAAAAUCUGGCACAGGAAAAACAGCUGUUUUUGCAGUUGUUGCUCUUGAAAAAUUGAGCCUUGAUGUGGGAUUACAGGCUGUAAUAUUAGCACCAACAAGGGAGAUUGCAGCACAAAUAUGUGAUGUUAUAAAGCAAAUAGGAUUAUAUUAUGAAGGAUUAAAUGUUGAAGUUGUUAUGGGUGGCUUACCAGUACAGGAUGAUAUUUGUAAAUUCAAAAACAAAGUGCAUAUUGUUGUAGGAAGUCCAGGACGCCUAUGUCACUUGAUUCAAGAUAAACAUAUAGAUGUAUCUACAGUUAGACUACUUAUCCUGGAUGAAGCUGACAAGUUAAUGGAAAAAUCAUUCCAAACAGAUAUUAACUUCAUAUUUUCCAUUUUACCAAAAGAUAAACAAGUUAUAACGAGUAGUGCUACAUAUAAUGAAUAUGCUAAAGAAUUUAUUACAAAGUAUGUAAAAAAUUCUCAACAUAUAUGCCCUAAUAGUAACUGUGUUCUUUUGGGGGUGGAUCAGAAAAUUACCACAGUGAAAUAUAACAGUAAUAUUGUAAGACAAACUCAAUAUCGUUUUCAAGAAUUGUUGAAAAUAUUGACAACAAAACAAUUUAAGCAAUGCUUACUAUUUUGUAAUUAUCAGGUUAGAGUUGCAGAGUUAUAUAAACUACUAUUACAAAAUAAAUGGCCAGCUGAGCAGUUAUAUGGACAACAAGAACAAACAGAUCGAUUAGAUGCUUUAAAAACACUUCAAGAAUACAAGUGUAGGAUAUUGAUAUGUACUGACUUAGCAGCCCGAGGGAUUGAUGCAUCUAAUGUUGAUUUGGUAAUUAAUUUUGAACCUCCAAUUGAAUGGCAAACAUAUUUACACAGAAUAGGUAGGGCUGGUCGCUUUGGUUCAUAUGGAAUGUCAAUAACUAUAUUAAGUGAAGGCAAAGAAGAAGAAAAAUUUAAGAAAAUGUUAAUAAUAAUGAGAGACACUUUAAAUCUCAGGGAUUUUUGGUCUAACGAUGAAAUUGAUUUCAAUGCAAACUUACAUACAAAGUUAAGGACCCAAUUGGUACAGCCAGAUAUAAAUAAAAAGAGCAGUAAAUAUGAUGAAUUGUGGCAUUUACUUACAGAAAAUAUCAAGGCUUCUGAUGAUAAAUUUGAAAACUUUGAAAAUUUGUGUAAAUCAUAUGAGAAUGAUUAUAAUAAAUUUGAUUCCUUCCAUACCUUAUUGCAAUCUUUUCAAAACAACCAACAUAACAUCAUCACAGAAAACAACAGUUAUCAACACUUAAAAGUCAAAGAUGUCCUUGACGACAAUGUGUUCAUUAUAUUGGAUAAUUCCAAAAAAAUUGUUAUUAAUGAUACUAGGACCAAAACAAUAGAUAUUGACCCGAUAAUUGAAAUGAAAAACAAAUCAUCAAAUGUUGAAAUUUUUGAUAAUGUUAAAGAAAUAGUAAGUUAUGACAAUCAAAUAACCGUAAGUAUGUCUCUAGGACUAGGUACUGACACAAACAAAAGUAAUACACCUAAUGAAAGGAAAGACUCAAUUCUGAGUGUUCGAAAAAUUUAUGGUAAUACUGAAUUAUCUUACUCAACAGAUGGUUUACUUAAUUUGAACCUUCCAACAGAGUUUGGUAGUACGAAAUAUCACAAUAAAGGACUUAGAAACAAAAAAUCUAUUUUAUCUCAAGUUCUGUCCAAUACUUUGAAUUUAAGAUAA